Messenger RNA from Paramisgurnus dabryanus, 2980 nucleotides. The record is from RefSeq and is a predicted model, not a curated record. Lineage: Eukaryota; Metazoa; Chordata; Actinopteri; Cypriniformes; Cobitidae.
AAACUGUGCAUGCUUACUAUAAUAGAGAAGAACGGGACUGUUUGUAGUCCUGAGGUCAGUCAAAGCUGAUGUCAUUUCAGUUGUAGCCAUUUAUAAAGUCUAAAGCUACUAUACAGUUCCUCACGCACACCCACUCCUGACAGAGAGACCAUCUGUCCCCACACCACAGGACAAUACCACAGUUCCUGUUUACUGCAAUGAUAUACAUAACCUAAAGUCAGAGGAUCAGUAGGGAUGACAUCAAUUCCAGUUUCACAAUCCAAGACACCAAACUGCUGAGUAACACACCGCCUGUAUCAUCUCCUCAAGGAUUUUAGGAUGAGAGCUGGCCAACUUUUCAAAUCUGCGGAUGGCUUUCAAGCAUCAAUCAUAGACGGUGUAUUAUCAAGAACGUGUACAACGUCACGUAUUUUGUUAUAUCCUGUCUGGCGACAUUUUUUCAUGACAAUGCUCAUGGCGUCACGGGUGUGAGUUUUAUCUUAUGGGAGUAUCUGUUACCUGCGCCAGUCUGCAGUCUGUUUCCACAGGCUUCUGUUUACCUCGACGCAGUCAGGCAUAUUCAGAACAGCCAAAAGGAGCCAGCUGGGAUUAUUUAAAGUGGAGAUAUGGAUGAUGAGGCUCAGGAGUGCCCGGUCUGUUACGAGAAUCUGUCAGAAAGUGUCAGGACACUGAGCUGCGGCCACCAUUUCUGUCAUGACUGCUUGGUACGAACACUGCUGAACGCCAACCUGAAUGGAUCUAUUAAACGGGACAUUAUCAUCUGUCCCGUCUGCAGACACCUUACAUUCAUCACAAGGUUCCACCGAUUCACAGCUUCAAUUACUGAAGCCAAAAACACUGGCAAGACUUUGGAGGUGCCAUCUGUGCCCACUGCUGUAUUAUCUAGGAAUGCUGGGAUAUCUCAUAGCGGAGGUCUCGACUGUUUCGGCACAUGUCUACGAAAGAUCUCAUGUAUACUUUGUAGACGAAGGCUUAUCUGUCCUAAAGACUCUUCUGAUGUGUUCAUCAUAAGUGAGUCUGGCCGACCCAUGGACGAGAGUGAUGUUAUUGACAUUGGAACAACUUCAACCAUGCAACACAGCUACAGGAAUGGACACAGAAUUUGUACAAUCUCCUGUUGUCUUCUCAUCUUAAUGAUCGCUUUCACCUUACUGGCUUUGGUGGCUGCCACACUUCCGUGGGUUUUAUUGGCAUAAACAGUGUGGCACUGUUAGAUAUAAUCCAUUUAAUUGAUGUUUAUUUAUGUUGUACCUAAUGUAUUGCUGCAGGACAAGUGUAUUAUUUACUUUUACAGGACUGAUGUGUGUUUUUGUCUGCUCAGAGUAAAUGUUUUUAUGGAGAACAAUACCACAUAUCAAACAGGUGAUCUGAGCCCAACUCAUCAAGUGACUUUGACCAUUUAAACUUGGAGUAGCAAAGAUGAGCUGGUCACCUGAUCCUGGAAAAAACAUUGUGGGAUUCAAUUACAUCUACUAUGGACACACACGGUUUAAGAAUGGUGAAUGUUUUUUUUAACUGAUUGCUUGGAAUGACACACACCCUCUCGCUUGUCUAGAAACUCUUGUCACACAGGUUAGCAAGCGUCUUCAGCUAGUUUCAGCCUUAAAAGGGACUGAAACCUCCUGUUCUGCUGAAUGUAUUAGUCAUAUUAGAUUAGGGGUGUUUCUGUAUAGCUAUACACUAAUGCUGUCUCAAUGUGAAUUUAAACCCUUUUGGAAUCUGGGGCCGGAUUCACUAAAAAAAUUCUUCUGUGAGAAAACCUCACAGUUAAAUUAAAAUCCCCAUGAAAUUAAAACUGACAAUUCUAUAUUACAGCAAUCAUUACAAAUAAUUUAUUUGUGUAGUUCAUUUUUUUUUAUUACGUGCCCUCAAAAACUAAAAAAUGUAUUUCCUUCCCAGUGGAGGCCGGUGACUUCUUUUUCAAGGGCGCACAAUGUGAUGCUCGUCACAACAUGUGCUCGUCAUGUCAAAAUAUGUGUUUGGUGCAUCAUGUAAACGUAUAUGCAUCACCUGCAGAUGCUUCAAAGGGGCUUACGACAAAUGAGACACUCAUGUUUGCCAGAUACUUACUUAAUCUUGUGUGUAAUCAUAGCGCAGUGUUAAGGGAGUGUCUUGCGAGUAUUUUGUGAAUGUAAGCGUCACUUUUAUCAAAAACCCAUUCGACGCGUGCGCAGCAGGCACUUAUUUUGACAAGACGCAUGAUGCACAUGGUUCACAUGACGCUACGAACACAUAUUUUGACAUGACGAGCAGCACACAUGACACUCCGAACACAUAUUUUGAAUUGUGUGAUAAUCCGUUUGACAUCACAAUAUGGAAGUCGAUCACGACAACUUUUGCACUGGGAUUUUAAAUCUUAAAAGGUAAAAUGUUUUAUACGUUUAUUUGGUAGUUUGGAAAGUCAGAAAUGGCAAUUGAAACUGUUUUUUCUUUUUCAAAAGAUGAACUCACUAAUGAGGAAUUUUUAUACUGAUAUAAUAAUGAUCAAGUGUAACUGCCUUACUUCACCAAUAGUCUGAAUAAUUAUAAUGUAAUAUUUAUUUUCCAUCAAUUGAAAACAGCUUACAAAUGUUACAGUAUGUCCAUAUUAAAAUCGAUAGCAAAUUAUUACAAUAUGUGACAAUCAUCAUUUUAUUCUUAAGAAAAAAUCUACAUUUGAGAACUUCUUAAGAGAUUUUGAGAAUUGCACUUAGCAUUCUUACCAAUGUCUUCUCAUUUAUCCUAAAAACAUUAUUACGUUUGUCUAUAUUUUUGUGAAUCUGGCCCCUACUUUGUACAUGUUCGUAUAAGAGAUUCUUUCUAUUUUACAGUGUUUUGUUUUCUAGAAGAAGGCUAAAAGAGAAAAAAAUGGAGACAGACAAGUAUGAAGCAGAGGAUCUUAAUAAGGUAUUACGAUCAUUUUAUGCAUCUGUGCAAAGUUUCACAGAAGGAUAAAAAUGUUAAUUUAAAACAAAUAUGCCAAUAAAAUGUUUCAAAUUCA